AUGACUCGACCAACUGCUCCAAUUUUGACCGCAGAUUACUACACAUAUUCAACGUACUCACAGGUAAGAAUUUAAUAGAGAUUGGGUGGAAAAUAUCUAAUUUUUAAAUUUUAAAGCUUAUAGUAAACAUUUUACGCUAAAAUAAAUUUUUUUCAAAAAUAUUCAGUCAGAAAAAAAGAAAUUCGUUGAUUUUUGCCUUUUCAAAAUUAUUCAAAAUGAAAGUGAAAAUUCAGUUCCAAUUCUGAAGUGCAAAGUGAAAGCUCCGUUUUUCAAGUUGAAAUCAAAAAAUCAAGAACGUUCAAAAAAAUUUUUCAGGACCCCGGUAGUUAUUUUCCCAAUCUUGAAACUUGAUCUAUUUUUCUGCUUCUCAUUCUCAGAGUUAGAAAUCUGAUAGGUGUUAGUGAAAUCAAGUAGUUUCUUAUUAUUUUUUCUCAAAUUGAUUCCCAAAGAUUUCCCAUCAUCCAAAAUCCCGAUUUUUUCCAGAGAGAAGAUUUCUAUGGAGGUUUCGAGCCGAAAAAUGAGUCAAACAAUUCUGGAAUGGGAUAUCAUCCAAAUGCUGGACCAGCCAGAAUGGAACCAGUGAUUUGUAAAAAUAAAUCGAGAAAAGAUGUUAGAGAGGUAUGUUCAAUCUGAUUUACUAUGACGAAAGAACAGGUGUUUUUUCCAACACCUGGAUUUUCUCAAUAAAAUAUUUGAUUUUUAUCUUGCAGGACACAAUUUCUGCACAUUGUAUUGCAUUCAUCUACUUGAUUCUUGCAUUUAUCAUUUUGGCAUUCAAUGCUUAUUUAUAUGUGUAUGGUGUUCGAAAUAAGGCCGUCGUUUACUUAUCGGGUGUUAUGGGAUUUGUUGUUUUGACGAGUUUGAUGAUGCACAUUGGAAUUGCGAGACGGCAACCAUUUUUAUGCAUUCCAUUUGUUGUUUGUAGGGUAAGUAAAUUCAAAAAUUCGGAAUUUUGUUUAGGAAAAGCUGGAAAUAAGUUUUCUGUAAAUAUGAACAAAAAAAAGUUUCAAAAAUUAAGAAAAAGCUCAAUUUUGUAAUUUUCUGAAAACUUCAACCAAUUUUGAUUCAAUUUUUCAAUUUUCAUAAGUUUUUCAUAAACUUCUACAUGGUUUUUGAUUCUUAACUUUCAAUUCAUUUUCUUUUGAAUUCCAUGAAAAUAUUAUUUCAAAAUUAUGGAAACAAAUUUGGAAAUAACAAAAAUCAGCUUUCUGAUAAAUCAAGAUUUUUACUCCCAAAAUCUAAAUGUUUUAGACAAUGGAAGCUUUCACGUGCAUCUGCUUCACAAUCGCUUUCGGCUACGCUCUUGUCGAUCCCCGAAGCGAAUUCUUCAAAUUCUUCCACUUAUGCACUAAAUUCAUUUUGAGCUUGUUGCCAAAAUUCAACAUCGAUGUCGUUGAUGGUAAUUUUUUUACAGAAAAAGAACUAAAUUUCAACAAAACCAUUUUCAGCCACAACUCAACUCUGCAUCGUUGGCUUUGUAUUCUUCCUUCUUCUCCUCGCAAUCUCGAUUUAUGUUUGUCGAAUUUCAUUCGAAUGCACAAUGUGGGUGGCUGAUCAACUUCGCGCCAAACGAAUGCAACAAACAUAUGAUUCGUCACGGGUCAGAAUUGCCAGUGAUGAAUUUUACUGCAGUUAG
Messenger RNA from Caenorhabditis angaria, 1636 nucleotides. Lineage: Eukaryota; Metazoa; Nematoda; Chromadorea; Rhabditida; Rhabditidae. The record is from the annotation of a GenBank genome assembly.